CUCAGUUGAACAGCAUUAAAUCCGGGUUAGGCCACGCCCCUCGCGGCUCACCUGCUCGACGAGGAAGAAGCAGAUGAACAAAAUGGAGUUAAAAUCAGCGGAGGAGUACUCAGAGUCCUCAUCCCCACACACGUUGGUGGUCAACCUGAACGUGGGGGGUCACAGGUUCUGCACCGCACUGAGCACGCUCACAAAGUACCCCGAGUCCAAGCUGGCCGGGUGGUUCAGCGCCCCGUCCAAACUGCUCCGGGACUCGCAGGGACACAUCUUCCUGGACCGGGACGGCUCGCACUUCGGAGCGGUCCUGGAGUUCCUGCGGUCGGAGCGCGUGCCCACGGAGAACGUGCAGCAGGUUCACAGAGAGGCGGUCCACUACAACGUCACGGCGCUGAUCCGACGCCUGGAGGAAAGCCCGCUUCUGUACGGCGAGCUGGUGGGAAGGAAGCAGUUCCUCGCCCGAGUUCCUCACUACAAGGAGAACAUCGAGGUUCUGACCCGCAUCGCCCGUGCCGAGGCCGUGGCUUCCCGCCACUCAAGCAUCAUCAUCUGCGUGCUGCGGACAGAGGAGGACUUGGGUUGCUACGACAACGCCAUCGCCAGCCUGGAGGCCACGACGAGGCACAAGGAAUCGGUGGUGACGUUCGGACCCUGGAGCGCCGGGCCCUCGCCCAAAGACCUGCUCGACUGCGUUAAGAAGGACAUCGAGAACCAGGGCUACACGGUGAGCAUCCAGCCUCACGUCAAGGAGAAGAACUUCCUGUCCCGCAGCUACGGCUUCUUCUACACACUCACGUUCACCUGGUGGUGACCGCGCCCUUCUCCGGCAUGUGUGAUGCGUGGAUGAUACAGGAGGUCCACUGAUAAAGCGCUUUGUUUGCCGACAUUGUUGUCUUUGUAGAAGAACGCCUCGCAAUUCUGAUGCUGCAGAUUUUGCUAUCAGUACGAAACCAAUUAAUACAAAACCAGCAUUGCUGAUAUUGAUACUUUG
Nerophis lumbriciformis (worm pipefish) is the source of this 988-nucleotide messenger RNA. It is a transcript of the gene kctd14, whose product is annotated as potassium channel tetramerization domain containing 14. Gene Ontology annotation, molecular function: protein binding. NCBI's taxonomy places the organism in Eukaryota, Metazoa, Chordata, Actinopteri, Syngnathiformes, Syngnathidae. The record is from RefSeq and is a predicted model, not a curated record. Gene Ontology annotation, biological process: protein homooligomerization.